Messenger RNA from Musca domestica (house fly), 2700 nucleotides. RefSeq names its product heat shock 70 kDa protein cognate 5 (gene Hsc70-5). The transcript is spliced from 6 exons. NCBI's taxonomy places the organism in Eukaryota, Metazoa, Arthropoda, Insecta, Diptera, Muscidae. The coding region runs from base 147 to 2198 and encodes 683 amino acids. Gene Ontology annotation, molecular function: misfolded protein binding; heat shock protein binding; ATP hydrolysis activity. Gene Ontology annotation, cellular component: mitochondrion; cytoplasm. Gene Ontology annotation, biological process: protein refolding; cellular response to unfolded protein. The record is from RefSeq and is a predicted model, not a curated record.
GAACUUGAUUACUUUUUCUUGAAUUACCUAUCGAAAAAACGUGUGUGCACGCGAAGCAGGCGAAAAGAAAUUCUUUUGUUAAAAGUGAAGAAAAGUGUUGAUUAAUUGAAAUUAAUUAAACAAAUAAAUCCAAAAAAGAAGACAGAAUGUUGCGCGCUACAAAAUUCUUGCCACGUUUGAUUGGACAAAAACAGGCCAGUUUGGUUGCCGGAAAAUAUUCUAGCAUUUUCGAAAAUCAAUCCACCGCCUUGAACAAUGGAAUUGCCGCUCAGUUGCGUCACAAAUCUGGUGAGGUCAAAGGAGCCGUCAUCGGUAUUGAUUUGGGUACAACCAACUCCUGUGUCGCCGUUAUGGAAGGUAAACAAGCUAAAGUAAUUGAAAAUGCCGAAGGUGCCCGUACCACACCCUCCCAUGUUGCCUUCACCAAGGACGGUGAACGUUUGGUUGGUAUGCCAGCUAAGCGUCAAGCUGUUACCAAUGCUCAGAACACAUUCUAUGCCACCAAACGUUUGAUUGGUCGUCGUUUUGAUGAUCCCGAAAUCAAGAAAGAUUUAAAGAAUUUGUCCUACAAAGUUGUGAAGGCUUCAAACGGCGAUGCCUGGGUUCAAUCUACAGAUGGCAAAGUGUACUCACCCUCACAAAUUGGUGCUUUCGUUUUGAUGAAAAUGAAGGAAACUGCUGAAGCCUAUUUGAAUACACCUGUCAAGAAUGCCGUCGUUACUGUUCCCGCCUACUUCAACGAUUCGCAACGUCAAGCCACCAAGGAUGCUGGUCAAAUUGCUGGUCUUAAUGUUUUGCGUGUCAUCAACGAGCCCACUGCUGCUGCCUUGGCCUAUGGUAUGGACAAGACCGAUGAUAAAAUCAUUGCCGUCUACGAUUUGGGUGGUGGUACUUUCGAUAUUUCCAUUUUGGAAAUCCAAAAGGGUGUUUUCGAAGUCAAGUCCACCAACGGUGAUACCAUGUUGGGUGGUGAAGAUUUUGACAAUGCCAUCGUCAACUAUUUGGUCUCUGAAUUCAAGAAGAGCAGCGGCAUUGACAUCACCAAAGAUUCCAUUGCCAUGCAACGUUUGAAGGAAGCCGCCGAAAAGGCCAAAUGUGAAUUGUCCUCCUCUCAACAGACCGACAUUAACCUGCCCUACUUGACCAUGGAUGCCUCCGGACCACAACACAUGAACUUGAAGAUGACCCGUUCGAAAUUGGAAAACUUGGUUGGUGAUCUCAUCAAGCGUACCAUCCAACCCUGUCAAAAGGCCUUGUCCGAUGCUGAAGUCAGCAAGUCUGAUAUUGGUGAAGUUUUGUUGGUCGGUGGUAUGACCCGUAUGCCAAAGGUACAACAAACUGUACAAGAAUUGUUCGGCCGUCAACCUUCCCGCUCUGUCAAUCCCGAUGAAGCUGUUGCCGUUGGUGCUGCUGUUCAAGGUGGUGUCUUGGCCGGUGAUGUUACCGAUGUUUUGCUUUUGGACGUCACUCCCUUGUCUUUGGGUAUUGAAACCUUGGGUGGUGUAUUCACCCGUUUGAUCAACCGCAACACCACCAUCCCCACCAAGAAGUCUCAGGUCUUCUCCACCGCUGCUGAUGGGCAAACUCAAGUAGAAAUCAAGGUACAUCAAGGUGAACGUGAAAUGGCUGCUGAUAACAAGAAAUUGGGUUCCUUCACAUUGGUUGGUAUUCCACCAGCUCCUCGUGGUGUGCCACAAAUUGAAGUCGUCUUCGACAUUGAUGCCAACGGUAUUGUACAUGUCUCCGCCAAGGAUAAGGGCACUGGCAAGGAACAACAAAUUGUCAUUCAAUCCAGCGGUGGUCUCAGCAAGGACGAAAUCGAAAACAUGGUCAAGAAAGCCGAAGAAAUGGCUGCCGAAGAUAAGAAGAAACGUGAAAUGGUUGAGUUGGUCAACCAAGGUGAAAGCAUUGUCCAUGACACCGAAACCAAGAUGGAAGAAUUCAAGUCUCAAUUGCCUGCUGAAGAGUGCGAAAAAUUGAAGAAGGAAAUUGCUGACCUCCGCACAUUGUUGGCCAACAAGGAAACCGCCGAUCUUGAAGAAGUCCGUAAGGCCACCAGCAACUUGCAACAAUCCUCCUUGAAACUCUUCGAAAUGGCCUACAAAAAGAUGGCUUCUGAACGCGAAAGCCAAAGCGGCAGCAGCACAUCGGAAGAAUCCACCGGCAGCGAAGAAAAGAAGACCGAGGGCAAGAACUAAGUCAUCACAAUACUUAGUUAAUUGUCGUUUUAUAAUUUUAUCUUAAUUUUAUAUACGCAUAUUUAGUGUUAUUUUUUGGACAAUAAGUUACUUCCUCACUACUCUAGGCCAUACAUUUGUUUUGUUUCUAUUUAGAUGAGAAGAAGAAGAAGAAAAAGGAGAAGAAAUUAACAUCCAUUUUAUGGCCAAUUCUGGACAGCAUAAAGUUUUUAUUGUUUAUUAUGUCUGUCCGCAUUUCGAAAUGUUUGCUUUUGACAUUUUGGAAUGUUGUGAUUGUCACUGGAUGGUCGCCCGCAGCACCCUCUGUUUUUAAGGGGGGGGUAAACGCGUAAUACGUUUCACAUACGUCAUACCCUUUAUAGAUUUUACCUUAGUUCUAGUGUUUAGCGUAGCCAGCAGCGUAUUGCGCUUUAAGUCCCUGUGUAUAUUGAACAAACAUGAAAUGAACCACUUAACCGCACUAAAAAAAUAAAACUAGAGUAGUAGACUAAGACCUAAAAUC